This is a messenger RNA of Macrobrachium nipponense, 5092 nucleotides long. Its product is annotated as zinc finger Ran-binding domain-containing protein 2-like. Gene Ontology annotation, biological process: RNA processing. The record is from RefSeq and is a predicted model, not a curated record. Gene Ontology annotation, molecular function: RNA binding; lipopolysaccharide binding. The coding region runs from base 544 to 1539 and encodes 331 amino acids. The transcript is spliced from 9 exons. NCBI's taxonomy places the organism in Eukaryota, Metazoa, Arthropoda, Malacostraca, Decapoda, Palaemonidae.
UAACUUAAUCUUACGACGGAGUACCUAGGCUGCUACUGGAUUUUUAAAUUUUGGUUUAACUUUUGAAUGGGGUUUGAAAUUUAUUUAUAUGAAUAUUAUAGUAACAGCCGUUUUCCCUCUUUCCUUCAGUAUUCUGUAGGGGGUUAGUUCCGUCAGUGCACCUCAUUCAGAGCAAUGUAUGCAUUAGGCACUUAGUAGGUUCUUUGCAACUUCCCUUCAGCCCCUAGUUGCAACUAGUUUCAUUCCUUUUACUGUACUUUCCUUCAUAUUCUCUUUCUUCCAUCCCUCUCCUAACAAUUGUUUCAUAGUGCAACUGCAAAGUUUUCCUCCUGGGGUAGUUUGCAUAUCAGCGGUACCUACGCAAUUACAGCUCCUAGUAUCUACCUAAGUACCCAGUUGAUCUUAACCCUGAGGCUAGCGCGCACAGUGAAACAAUAGGGUAAACAACUGACUGGACUAACCAAGCCACUGACUACCGCGUUUAAGGCCACCCUCCGAAAAAGUACUUUUAACACACCCUGACACCGGAGAUGGUCAUCAGUCAUGAGUUGUUGGUGGCGAGAGGAGGAGCUUGAGACCUUUACUCUUCUUUCAAAAUGUGCUAAUGUUAACUUUGCUAGAAGAAAUACCUGUAACAGAUGUGGCAAAGAACGUGCAAAUUCUGGAGCAGCAGCAGCUGCUGGUGCAGCAGCAGCUGAAAAGAAAAGGCAGCUGGGCAUGGAAAUUGGGAAAGCAGCUGCUGAAAAGUCUCAUGGUUUAUUUAGUGCAGAUGACUGGCAGUGCAGCAAAUGUGGAAAUGUUAACUGGGCACGACGGCAGACAUGCAAUAUGUGCAAUGCUCCAAAAUUUGGUGAUUUAGAAGAAAGGACAGGGUACGGGGGUGGAUUUAAUGAACGUGAGGGUGUUGAAUAUAUCCAUCGAGAUGAGUCUGAUGAUGAAUUUGAUGAGUUUGGCCGAAAGAAGAAAAAGUUCAGAAACAAAAGGCAGUCUGUUAGUGAAGACAAGAAUGACUCCGUGCGAAAGACUCCUGUAACACAAGAUGACGAUGAUGAGGACGAAGACGAUGAUGAGGAUGAUGGAGAUCUUUCAAAGUAUGACAUAUGGGGAGAUGCUGUUGAUGAAAAUGAUGAUUCUAAAAAUGACAAGAAGAAAAAUGGCCAAAGUAAUGAAUCCCCAAACAAAAGUCGCUCAGAUUCAAGGUCUCGUUCUAGUUCGUAUCACCGCUCAAGGUCGAAGUCUAGAUCUAGAUCUUAUUCAAGAGGAAGACAAAAUUCUCGGUCAUACUCUAGAUCCAACUCAGAAUCAUCUAGGUCAUCACGCUCAAGAUCCAGAUCCUCUAGGUCUUCCUCAAGAUCAAGGUCACAACGAAGAAGAAGCAGGUCUUGGUCUCGUUCCCGUAACUCGAGGAGACGGAGAUCUAGGUCAAGGUCACGUGAUCGUUCAGGCACCAAGAGAAGGCGUGGAUCCCGGCGCUCCUACUCCCGUUCCCGCUCCAGGUCGAGGUCAUACUCAAGAGAUCACAAGUAUUCAAGAAAAUAAUUCGGCCAGUAGUCUAGAUGGGAGCUAAGAAGCUGCUUUCCCAUGCUCAUGCCAGGCCAAAGCUCCCACCCCUCUUUGCUUUUGUGGAGUGCACACUAGAAGUAAGGUUAUUAUAUAAGAAACAACUUGGUUAACUUCAGUUAUAUGAGUUUAUUCUUACAUAUGUAUUCACUGUGAUGCAGAUAUUGUAGAAAUUUCUUAAUGAUAGUUCACAUUGAAAAGUCUGAUACUCCUGGGAAAUAUCUCAUGACUAAGGGUGAAGGAAUGAGUCACAGAGGUAUUAAUUUUUAUUUGCAGUUUUCCUUGCCCUGCUUAUAUUACGUUAUCUUUUGCAGUCUUGUUCCUUUUUAUGGAAGCACGCUUUAUCAUGAGUAUAAUCGAGAGCUGAAGGGACAUGGAAAGAGUACAGUUUUUAAUUAGCUUGCUUUAGCAUGAUCAGUUAUCUCUACUCAGUUGCUAAUACAUACAGUACUAUAUUCUGAACAUAGACCACCCACUGUAGCAUGUUUUUUAAGAACAUAGGUGGAAGACGUCUAUUAAUAACUGUCUCAUGGUAUAUAUUUCAGUGUUUUUAUGGCACUAGAUGUUUUAGUUGGCAGAUUUUAUAUUGCCAGUUAGUUGGAAUAUAGUAAUUUUGAGAGCCAUACCAUAGUGAAAUUGUUAGUUCUGAAGCUUUUGAAACAACAUUCUUACCUUACCCUCAGUCUUGACAUCUAAAGACAACCAAUUGGUAAAGCUUUUAUUAUUUUCCAUGAUAGAAAACCAGUUACCUUCAUACCUUUUUACCUUUCUAAUGUUGGAUGGCAUGUGGUUAGUAGUUAAUCAAACAAUUUUUAAGAUCAGUAUAUUUAUCCCUAAACACAAUACAUCUUUCUGAAGUUUUAAUUUUGUUUUUUUAUGGGCUAGGUGUCUUGUAGUAAGUGUAACAAGUGUCCAUACAUAAGCUAAGUAAAGUCACAGUGUAAGUUAUUUUUAUGCAUAUUACUGUGGCUGGUUCCAUAAAUCUUGGAGUAAUGUUGAAAAUACCUUGGUACAUGCUCUUUGUUUUAAUUCAACAGUUUUUGUUUGUUAAGGCAGGUUAAAAGUUAUUUCUUAACAGUCACAAUUUAGGUGGUCAUGCAUAUGGGUAAUCAAUUUUGGUAAACCUUAAAAUUUGCAUGUUCAUUUAAAACAAUUUCCAAUUCAUUGAAACAAAGAAGUUUAUUUUUUUUAUGCAGAUCAUUGGUUUUCUUAUUAUGUUGAGUAUCCGUGCUUUAUUUACUUAGAAUUUAUGAGCAUAAAAAUUUAAGUUUAUAACAGACAAUAUAAACUAAAUUUAGUUGUAAAUCACAAGCAGCUUUAGAAUUAAUGUUACAUAUUCAUGAUUUCUCUAGGUUUAGUCUGGUUCUAAAAUAAAGUCGUAUUUCACCUAAGCAAUUUGAUCAUCAUAAGGCACUCAUGCUAUGGUUCAUGUUGGUUAUGAGUGUUUGUUAUGCUUCUAAGCAAUUUUUUAUUUAAUAACUUUUAAAUUACUGUUGACAUAUUGACCACAAUUGUUGAUUUCUUACAGAUUUUCUUGAAGACAACUAAAUUUUGCAGGUUUGGUAGAAAAUUGCAAAGGCUCUCAACAAUGUUGUCAAAUCUUACUAUGCCGGAAUAAGCCAUGUACUAAUUAACUUCCUUUCCAAAUUCUGUAUUUCAUAGUCUUAUGAAAUAUUUUAUUUAUCAACAAUAGUGAGUUCUUUGAAAGGAUAUAAAACUUGCUAUUAGAGGGAAUUUGGUCAUAUUAAAAAAAAAAUAUUCAAGAAAUGACACAUUUGCAGAUAUGUGAUUAUUAAAUUUUAUUUUGAUGAACUUAAAAUAAUGUGAAAAAUACUUUGGCACAUUAUUUUUUUUCAUGAAGACAAUUAUAUACAACGAUAGGUAAUAAAUAAGCUGUUCAUCGUAAGUACUAAGUUGCAGCCAACAAAAUACUUUUAAGGGGUUUGUAACCUAAACACAAAUGUGUCUCUAGAGAAACUAAUAGAAGUUGCAGCAUGUUUUUUUGUGAAAUUACAGUUUAUAGAUACUUGAAUUGUAUUUGUGUAAACCUGUAGAAUAUGGAUGCAUAAUAUAUCACUGUCAUCUUUAUUUUAAUUUAAAUGAAAAUUCUCUUUUCUCAUAAGUACUAUGAUGCUGAUCAGGUUUGUUAUAGUCAAUACAGUAUUAUAUUUCAACUCUCUAUUCUUUAUACUAUUAAUGGGGCCCUUCAUCAUAUCUACAUAUCAUACUGUAUCUUGUAACUGUGUUCUCUAUCUAUUUUAUAUGCAUCUGUUUUUACAAAAAGAGAGAGACUGGAGUAAUACCUGAAGAUUAGGCUUAAAACCUUUUUAUAUUAAAGAGGUAUUUGAUGAUUUGCACAAAUGAUACAUUAACUACUUUUAGGUAGAGUUGGGGUGAUACUUUUUGAAUACCCACAUUGGCCAGAUCAAUUUACUAAUCUUAUAAUCUUAUCAUAAGGUAGGGUUAUCAUAUCCACUAUUUUCAUUCUUUGGUGUUAUAAUAUCCAUGCCAAAUUUCUUUUUCUUUUUGCCAUUAUAGAUAUUUUAUAUUCUUAUACCUGUUUAACACGACAGAGAAAAUUGAGAAAUAAUUUUAUUAGUGUCUUAAUGUGUCUAAACAAUGACUUGCCAUAAAAUCAAAUGCUAAAUAUUGUAGGCUAUUGCUGUCAAAAUUUAGAUUUUAAUUGCCUGAUGGCUGUAUUUAGAGAUCUGAAUGAAGUCAGGCAUUUGGAACAGUAUUAUUGGUUAUUUAUUUUCAAUAUAUAAGCAAAGUAUUUCAAGUAAUUAUUUAAAUGCAAACUAGGGAGCAUUGUUUUUAGUGUACUUUAUAUUUGUUUGCAGGAAAUACUAAUAGUGUUGUGGUGUGGCAAUGUAAUUGGUUUUUGUUAGAAUUUAAUGCUCUUCCAUUUUUGUUUAGUUGUAUUAACUUACCCUUGCUGAAAUUUUACGUCAGUGCAAAUGAUACCCUAGUACUGUUCUUUACAAUGUACUUUUACGUUACCAUUUUGUUUAGGAGACUUGAUUAGUGAUGAUAUAUUUAGUUAUAAUUUGUAUAUAUUGGGAAAAUAUUUCUUUACACAACCUCCAAAAAUUUAAAUGCAGGUAGGUUUUUGGUUUAGGAUGUAUUCUUACUCAAUGUUAGCUAAUGAUUUCAGUUUGAAGUAUGAGGUUGUCAGUAUUAAUAACCUGAAAUGUGAAUGAUAGGUUAGAAAAGCAUUAGGAAGGUAAAAUUUGCUAUAACUUGCUUUGAAUUGGCUGUCUAAAACUUGCUAGGUAAAUAUCCUGUCAAUUUGAAAAUAAAAUUACUCUUGUCUCUCUCUUUUUACGAACUAAUUAAUUUAUAACAUUUUGUUUUCUAGCAGUUAGGUCUUUUUAUAUUCAUAUUUAGUUAUAUCAUCAGGUUAACCCUAAAUAUUACUUUUCAUGCAAAUUAGCAAAAUUAAGUGUAAUGCACUUGUCAUCCCAGGAGUCCUUUGGCAUUUGUGUACAGUUUUGAAUGCAGCUUUUGUGUUGAAGUAAAUUUUGAAGUUGAA